This is a messenger RNA of Didymodactylos carnosus, 675 nucleotides long. The record is from the annotation of a GenBank genome assembly. NCBI's taxonomy places the organism in Eukaryota, Metazoa, Rotifera, Eurotatoria, Philodinida, Philodinidae.
AAAAAAAUGCUUUCAACUGUGAAUAACAAUGAUGAUAUAAUCGAGAAAUGAACAUACUCCUAUAAAUAAAAAUGUUCUGUCCUAUUCCUACUCACUUUCCCAAUUUCUGUCGAGCACUAAACACUAACAAUGAGUCUACAACCAUUUCAAAAUCAACUAGUUUAUCCUUCUCCAGUCCAUUUUCAAUCUUCACAUCCGACUUAUUCUUAUUAUCUACCAUUCACGUCAUUACCAGAAGAAAUUAAUCCUCUGUUCAAUACAUCGUCCUCAUUUUCAUCUGGCUAUGAUAGUCUACACACAAGUUGUGAACAGUGUUUAUCACCCAUAUUCUCACAAAACGAUCGAAAGGCUUGUUAUUUUUCAACACCUCAAUCCUGUUUGUAUCCUUCAAUUUUGAAUUCAACAGAACAUUUGACUACGAGUGACUACGAUAAUUCAAGUUCAUCGCCAAUCAAAAGAACAAAAUAUUCAAAAUUAACUCUAAUUGAUCAACGUCACGCGGCUAAUAACCGUGAACGAAAACGGAUGGAAACAUUAAAUGAAGCAUUUGACCAUUUGAAAGAUUUAUUACCAAUACAAGUUGGUAAAAAACGACGAAGAAUGUCAAGAAUGGAUAUUGUUAGUGGAGCGAUCGCUUAUAUUCAACAACUACAAAAAUUAGUUGUCGAUAAUUAG